AUGGAAGAAGGUCAUCAUCAUACCCAUCCAGGAUAUGGAACAGAUACCAUCCGCAUGGAAGAAGGCCAUCAUCAUACCCAUCCAGGAUACAGAACAGAUACCAUCUACAUGGAAGAAGGCCGUCAUCGUACUCAUCCAGGAUACGGAACAGAUACAAUCCAGAUGGAAGAAGGCCAUCAUCAUACCCAUCCAGUAUACGGAACAGACACCAUCUAUAUAGAAGAAGGCCAUCAUCAUACCCAUCCAGGAUACGGAACAGAUACCAUCCACAUGGAAGAAGGCCGUUAUCGUACCCAUCCAGGAUAUGGAACAGAUACCAUCCAGAUGGAAGAAGGCCUUCAUCGUACCCAUCUGAGAUAUGGGACAGAUACCAUCCACAUGGAAGAAGGCUGUCAUCGUACCCAUGCAGGAUAUGGAACAGAUACCAUCCACAUGGAAGAAGGCUGUAAUUGUACCCAUCUUAGAUAUUUGACAGAUACCAUCCACAUGGAAGAAGGCCAUCAUCGUACCCAUAUGAGAUAUGGAACAGAUACCAUCCACAUGGAAGAAGGCCGUCAUCGUACCCAUCCGGGAUAUGGAACAGAUACCAUCCACAUGGAAGAAGGCCAUCAUCAUACCUAUCCAGGAUACGGAACAGAUACCAUUCACAUGGAAGAAGGCCGUCAUUGUAUCCAUCCGGGAUACAGAACAGAUACCAUCUACAUGGAAGAAAGCCGUCAUCAUACCCAUCCAGGAUACGGAACAGAUACCAUCCAGAUGGAAGAAGGCCAUCAUUGUACCUAUCCAGGAUAUGGAACAGAUACCAUCCAGAUGGAAGAAGGCAAUCACCAUACCCAUCUAGGAUAUGGAACAGAUACCAUCUACAUAGAAGAAGGCCAUCAUCAUACCCAUCCAGGAUACGGAACAGAUACCAUCCACAUGGAAGAAGGCCAUCAUCAUACCCAUCCAGGAUACGGAACAGAUACCAUCCACAUGGAAGAAGGCAGUCAUCAUACCCAUCCGGGAUAUGGAACAGAUACCAUCUACAUGAAAGAAGGCCAUCAUUGUACCUAUCUUAGAUAUGAGACAGGUACCAUCCAUAUGGAAGAAGGUUGUCAUCAUACCCAUCCACGAUACGGACAGAUACCAUCCACAUGCAAGAAGGCCAUUAUCAUACCCAUCCAGGAUACAGAACAGAUACCAUCCAGAUGGAAGAAGGCCAUCAUUGUACCCAUCUGGGAUACAGAAUAG
Molecule: messenger RNA, 1230 nt
Organism: Protopterus annectens (West African lungfish)
Lineage: Eukaryota; Metazoa; Chordata; Ceratodontiformes; Protopteridae
Product: histidine-rich protein PFHRP-II-like
Exons: 1
Coding region: 1-1230 (409 amino acids)
Source: RefSeq, a predicted model, not a curated record